Molecule: messenger RNA, 1152 nt
Organism: Exophiala spinifera
Lineage: Eukaryota; Fungi; Ascomycota; Eurotiomycetes; Chaetothyriales; Herpotrichiellaceae
Exons: 1
Coding region: 1-1152 (383 amino acids)
Source: RefSeq, a predicted model, not a curated record
AUGCACUUCGUCACCGUCUCCUCACUAGCUUUGGCCAUCGGGCUCGCAUCGGCACGCAAGUGCCAGAACUUCACGGUGGAAGUGGAAGUGUCCGCACGCAAUGGCGUCUUCGGCAUCCCGAUCCCGCAGACCAACAUCGACGUGACCAACUUCUUGCUCGGCGGCGCCAUGCCGGGCGUCAACGCCACGCAGGAAGCACUAACGUCCUACGCGACCGUGUCAGGCACGUACGAGCUGGCAGCGACAUACUGCGUUCCAGACUCGGUCCCGGAGAGUGGGUCGAAGACACUCCAGAUCCUGACGCACGGCAUCGGUUUCGACCGCAGCUACUGGGACCUGCCGUUCAACGACUACAACUACAGCUACGUCGAGACGGCAGUGGACCAGUACGGGUACUCGACGCUGUCGUGGGACCGACUGGGGAUCGGGGCCAGCUCGCACGGCGACCCGCUGUCGGUGGUGCAGGCUCCCCUGGAGAUCGCGGCGCUCAAGGCGCUGACGAGACUCGCGUGGUCGGGUUCGGUGCCGGGCGUCUCGACGAAAUUCGACAAGAUCGUCCACGUGGGCCACUCGUUCGGCUCGAUCCAGACGUACGCGCUCGCGCGCGACGAGCCCGAGCUCAGCUCCGGCAUCGUGCUGACCGGCUUCUCCGCGACGGGCGCGUACAUCCCUUACUUCCUGCUCGGGGGCAACCUCAUCUCGGCGGCCGACGUGCCCAGCUUCGCCACCACCUACGGAGCGGGCUACCUCGUCCCCGGCGACGCGUCCGGGGUGCACACCAACUUCCUCGCGCCGGGGCAGUUCGACCCCGAGAUUCUCGACUUCGCCUUCGCGACCGGCCAGCCCGUGUCGGUCGGGGAACUGCUCACCGUCGGCUCGGCGUCGGCGGGGGUCAACUCCUUCGCCGGUCCGGUGCUGGUGAUCAGCGGCGAGCGCGACCUGGUGUUCUGCGGAGGCAACUGUCUCCCGCCGACGAGCAGCGGCAACGGGACUGUGAACCUGAUCGCCGAGGUCCAAGGCGCCUUCCCCGGCGCGAAGCCCUUUGACGCCUUUGUCGUCCCCGGCGCCGGGCACGGUCUGAACCUGGAUUACAGCCACGAGACGACGUAUCAGUACAUUAGCCAGUUUUUGGUCGGUAACGGACUGUGUUGA